Messenger RNA from Hibiscus syriacus, 630 nucleotides. RefSeq names its product classical arabinogalactan protein 6-like. The transcript has a single exon. The coding region runs from base 65 to 580 and encodes 171 amino acids. NCBI's taxonomy places the organism in Eukaryota, Viridiplantae, Streptophyta, Magnoliopsida, Malvales, Malvaceae. The record is from RefSeq and is a predicted model, not a curated record.
CAAUAGGGAUAUCAAAGAAAAGUUAACACGUUUAUAACAAACUAUUAAGAAUUAAAAAGAGAAGAUGUCACGACAAGAUCUUAUUGUUUUUGCAUUUGUUUUAGUGGCUGUUGUUGGGGCAUUUGCUGGCGAUUCAUCACCUUCACCAGCCUCUUCUAAAGGCUCUUCACCUUCUAAGUUCCAUGCAUCUUCCCCCAAGUCCUCCUCCGGUAGUCCCUCUCCAUCAUUGUCAAAAUCUGGUGGAGGGUCACCCAAGUCAUCUCCGUCGGAAGCCUCAAAAAGUUCUUCAAGCUCAUAUUCUCCCAACCCUAGCCCCAAGUCAAAGAAAGGAUCCUCUUCAGACUCUAAGUAUCCGAACGAGGAGGUGUCUUCCCCUCCUUCACCACCCCAUAAUGAUGAUGUUUCUGAGUCUCCUGUUCCUACCCAUAAAAGGAAGGGUGUUAAAUUUGACAGUGAUAGCCCUAAAUCUGAUGGUCCCGCAUUAGAAUCAGCACCAGAGCCUACACCCUCUAAUGUUGUUGCUAUCAAAGCCACCAAAAUUAUUGGUGUUGCAGCUAUUAUCGGUUUCUUCCUCUUCUAAGCUUCACAUCCAUAUGUUCAUUGAGGGCCUUGAUACGGUUAUUAGGUUAA